UGGCCUGUCCGCACGUGACCGCCCUCGGCUGCUGGAAGCGGCCGCAGGAGGGAAGAGGCGACGCUUCCUCGGGCGCCGGUGGCAGAGAUGGGCCCGGCUGCCGCCUUGCUGCUUCCCGGAGUGCUGCUGGGCCUCUGCUCUGGGGACAGCCUGUUCCCUAGCCGACCCUUCGUCUUGCAGAGUGGCCAGGGAGGCAGGGGGCUGGGAGGCUGGCGCCUGCCUCUGUCCCUGGAGCUGCUGGGGGAGGCUGAGGAUUUGUCCCUGCUGGCGUCGGGGCCCCUGAGGGACCUGCUGGAGCUGGAGCCGGAGUGCAGGGAGCUCUUGGCUGCUUUCGCCGACAGCAGCGUAGAGUUGACUGGCUGCUUGGUGCGGAGCGCCCGGCCCGUAAGGCUCUGUCAAAAUUGCUUCCGCCAGUUCCGGGAGAUGAACGAGAAGCUGGAGAACAUCACCAAGGCUGUCGGGAACACUUCUGAGAGUAGCAAGUGUGCUAAAAGUCUCUUGAUGUCUGAUAGACUACAAAUUGUUGUGAUCCUGUCCAAGUUUUUUAAUGAUACUUGGGAGAAAGCAAACUGUGCAAAUUGUUUAAAGAACAACAGUGAAGGCUUAUCAAACAGUACAGUAAUGUUCCUGGCCAAAUUCAAUGCAUCGUUGACAUGCUUUGAACACAACCUCAAGGAACAUGAAGACAGUAUUCUAGUGAGUAACUACACCCAAGUGUGCAAAAACUGUAGUGAGAUAUAUAGAAGCUUAAGCGAUACAUAUAAGAAGAUGCAAGAAAGUGGACAGAAACAUGAUGCUGAAGAACAAUCUCAUUUGUGCAUUGAUGUGGAAGAUGCAAUGAACAUCACACGAAGGCUUUGGAGCAGGACUUUCAACUGUUCUGUCCCCUGCAGUGACACAGUGUCGGUGGUUGCCGUUUCUUCUUUCAUUCUCUUUUUGCCUAUUAUUUUCUACCUGAGUAGCUUCCUUCACUCGAAGCAGAAAAAGCGUAUUCUAAUUCUACCAAAGCGGAUCCGGUCAACAACCAGUCUUGUGAACAUUCAAGAAAAAUGCCACUGAGCCUGCAGGAUGCAAAGCAAAGUGCAUAUUUGAUUAUUCUGAAGGAGAUUAUUAUGAUUUAGCCCAAUGUAUUGUAUUGUUGCAUGCUAACAUGUGACUCGCCAAUGGUUACAUGCACUAAUAGGACAAAAGUUUUCCACCAAAGACUCAAUAUGGUCUAUAAAGUGAAAGGAAAUGGACAUGCCACCAACCCAUACCUGUGCUUUUAUCUCACUUGGUUUCUGAUGAGUAGUCAUUCAUAUUGACUUGUUUUCCAUGAACAUUCCUAAUCUUCACACGACGUCUAUUGAAUUGGUAAUUAGUUUCCAUGUACGAUCUUAAAAGUUCAGUGUUUGUUCUGACUUAGUAAUGUUCUUGUUGUUUGUUGAUUUCCCUCCCCAGAAACUGUCAGAAGUACUGCCUUAAGUGCUAAUAAUUAUCUGCAACUUUAGGUUAUAAAUCUUAGUUCUCUAACCAAAUCAAACUGCCUAGUUCAUAGAUAUGUUUACAGUUUAAAAUGCCUUAUUGCUGGCAAUAAUAAGAGAGCAGAACUACUGAAUUAAGUAAAAUUUGUGGUAUUUUGACAUGGCACAUUUUUGUGUGUGUAUUUGAUAUUGUCCAUGGGUAGGGGCCAAAUCCCCCAAGAGCUGUGCUUCAACAAGUCCACUGACAUGAGUCAGAUUGCAUGACAGGAGUAACUGAGGGGUCAUGCUGACUGAGUUCUUAAUUUUUUCCUUCUAAUUUUUAACAGGGUUUAUUUUUUCUCUCAAAGCUAGACUUAUGAAGUGGCUGUAUAUUUCAUGGUACAAAGCAUAAAUAUAUUUAUAAAGACAGUAUUUUACUAUUUUUGUAUAUAUUGCUAGGGAAAAAUUAAUUUUAAAAAAAAUCACUGAAGGUGCUGAAUUGCUUGGACCAAAAAUUGGUUGGGCCUAAGAUAUACAUGGGUUUACAUAUAUUUUAAAGAAAGUUGUGAUGCUUUGUUUUGUUUUUACACACAGUUUAAAAAGUUUCUAAGAAAUAUUUUAGUAACAAACCGGGCACAUAGAUUUUUCUCUUUCAUUUUAACAAGUUAUAAGAAUAUACUUAAACCUGAAAUUGCAGACUUCUAGUGUCUAAAUUUGUGGUGGUUAAAAAAACCUUAAACCAGUAUUUAGAACCGCACUAAGUACCACAGGCAGCUCAAUCCUAUGCCCCGAAGCAGCAUUGUUGCUCAUGUGCCGACAUAAAUGGGGCGCCAUUCCACAGCUCCCUAUGGACUUUUGCAGGAGAGUCCCGCCAGCGCCCGAACGUGACAAGGCGAGGUGCGGCUGCUGCCAGGAGCCCCCGCCUGCCAUUCCCCUGACAACUCUGCUCACACCAGCCAAUGGCCACACCCCUCCCCUGACAUCCAGGUGAGGGACAAGCAGUGGCGCAGCCAAUGGGGAGGCCACAAUCCCUGCUGCCGCCAAUAGGCUCCCCUUCAGAGAGCAGGCAUCCCUGCCAGGGCGGGGGGCAGAGGUGAUAGUGAAGGUCCAGAUCGAACACCCACCCUCUCGCCCAUCGAGCCCCCAUUUCUGAUAAGGGCCAGGCCAGUGGCUGCAGCUUGGUGCGCCUGCAAAUCCAUGCCGCCGCCACCACAAGAAACAGGUCCCCCCUCCCUGAAAUGUAGGGCCAGAUAGUAGGGAACUGUUCUCUGUUGCCUGGAGAUCAGUUGUAAUUUUUGGGAGAUCUCCAGCUACCACCUGGAGACUGGCAACCCUAAGUAGUCCCCAGGUUCUGGAGAAGCAGGUGGGGGGAGGGGGGUCUUCAAUGAGUGACAAGAACGCCCAUUGGUAACCAUGUGGGAGGCCGGGAGGCCGUUUUGAAGCGAGGGGAAUGAAAAGCGCCCUCAAACUUGCUGCGGCGCCGCUUGAACACAUCACUGCAUCUCUUCAAUGCGAGAAUGUGGGUUGGACCUCGACAGCCAUGCCCCAGUACUGGGGAGAUGCCCUUCCCUAGCGUGGACUGACAGGCCCUCCCCAUGCCAGAUUGCCCAAGUCCAUCCCUGCUUCCGCAAACACAUACCCCACCCCCUGGCAGCAACUGCCCACGUGCAGCGACCAUCUUCCUGGCUUAUCAGAUGCCAGCAGCUCAGACUAUCAGAGAAUGAAAGUCCUCAGUGCCCCGCCCACACAGACAUUCAUGGGCCAUAGUUCAAUUCCCACCCCACUGCCUGAAGUUAUAUUGAGGGGAGGAAGGGGGCAGGGAGGCUGGACGGGGCACCACUUGAUACAUUUGCGGGGAUGUGUAAGAGGACAUGUGACAGGGAGUUGAGAGGGUGACUGCAGGCAAUGUCAGUCAGGCAUGCAAACACAGAAGUUUGUUGUUUUCCAAUUCGUUUUAUUAAACUGGAAAAAGUGCCAUUGUCUCUCGGCUGGAAAAGGAGCCAAGGCAUUUUGCGCAGCCCUCAUUCUGCACUCCCAGGGGCGAGGCUGAGAUGUGGACUGCCUUGAGAAUUGCUUCCUGGGCUGGAUCUGAAUGACACAGAGGAUUAGGGGGGUGGGUGGGGGGCGGAAGCAGACAUGCUCAGUCGUCUCCCAGACAAGUCACUGUGCCUGCAAGAGAAAGACACACAUGUGGGCUUUGCCUCGGUCCAUGGCUGAAGCAGAGCCCACACUCCAACAUCUGAGAAGAUGCACAUAGUAGAGAGCAGCAGCAGCAGCCCCACAGGUGCAGCUAGUGACCAGCUGAUGCAAGACCCUCUGGUGAGGAGGUGCUCUGCCUUGGGGUGAUUUUACCUUUAAAGGAGGAAGUUAACAGGUAGUUACAAACACCUUGUCAAGUGUAGUUUUUUGGGCAACUGCUUCUGGGGCAGGCAGGGGCUCCCGCCACUGUCCUUUCCCCCGCCAAACCUCACCUGAAAAGGCUAGCGGUCAGGCGAGUUCAAGUGAUGGGGCAGCCAGCACAAAGCUGCCCCACACCAUCUCCUUCUUACCUGUAAGUGCUACCUUGCUCCUUACUGAGAUGGAACUUCAGAGUCAGAUAACCUGCAAGGAGACUUGAGUGGUUAUUGUUAGUCAGCCAGACAUUCUGGACUUUGCCCUUCUUCCCUUGAUUGAGUGCAAAGCUCUUCCAGUUUUCUCGCUAAGUCCCCCCAGUGCACUUAGUGUCCGCCACCAUGAGUACCCUCUCUCCCGCCUCGUGUGCAAAGUACCUACGGCAGAAGCUUUCAGUCGUGUGCUCACCUGAGGUCAUGAGCAGUGCAACCGGAUGUUUUGUAGGGUGUGUGAGCAGGUGAUUGGGUGCGGGGAGGGGGCUCGCCCACAAAACCCAGAAAAUUCAACUUGGCCACUGCCUUAAGUGGUAUAUUAUAUUUUGCUUUGAAAAUUCUCAGAUUUCAUUUCAGCUGUUGUUAAACCAGGGCUAUGAUGUCUAAGGUUCUUUCUUGCCCUUUCCUCUGCUCCAGGGGGUUAUGCAUCCCUCAGCUUGGAAAGGAUAACAAAAAAUUCAGUUCUAUAUCAGAAUGAGGACUUCUUGAUGUGGAAACAGGAAGAGGGGAGAACAUCCGGUUCUAGGCUAAUUAGCCAUGCUCCUUUCCCUGUAUCUCUGUGCUUCCUGGCUGUCUUAUUUGUUGUCUCUUGCAGCUGUUAAUCCCACCGCUGUUGGUCUAGGUAGCCUACUGAGCAAUAAGCUUCAUUCCCCCCCCCCUCCAGAGUGGAAUGUGAGUUUUCGUUGCUUCUGGAAGCCGUCUUUACCUAGAUGUAAGCUGAAAGUGCUAUGUGGAGUGUUCAGUACUCUUGAUGACUCUUGGAAACAGGAAUGUGAAAAGAGAUAACUGAGAAUCACGGCAUUUCCAUGACACUGAAUAUCCAUCUUGAGGAAAUAUUGAAAGUAUUUUUUCCUAGCUUCUCAAAGUGCAGUGUUCUGUUUUCGCAUUAUCUUCAAAAAGAAAAUACUUCAUUUCUGUACCAUUCACAUUGCUAUAUUCAUAGAAAGUACUCAUGCCAUAUUCCCUUACCUUGACUAAAGGAAUAUGGAUCAUGCUAAGAAGGAAUUUUGCCUAGUUAUUUCUGCCCAAGAGGAUGGAAGUUGUAUUCCAAAAUCCUUUCUAGAGUCUCUUUCAAGUGGUCAUUGGAUACGCCCAUAAAACUACUCCUGUAACCUAAUACUGAACUACUGUUACUAAAAUAGAAAAUGUACAGCAGUGGGAACAUACUUGGCAAUAAAAUGCCGGUGUAAAUCCAUACAUCCACUUUUGAAGCACUUGACAUGUUUGUCAGUUCUGUCUCUCGAUGCUACUUUAGUGUGGAAUUUGAGUAAUCCAAGGUGUUUAGUAUGGUCUCUCUUUUAAUCAAAUGAAUUGCUCUUACUGAUUUUGAGUGGUUUCUCUGGCCUACUAAUGAAAUCCACAAACCACUUAAGUUGACAUAAUAGCAUUUAUGGUAGGUUAGUCUUGUUGAAUCAGCAAGGUUAAGCAGAUUCAAAAUGUAAUAGUGUGGAUAUAAACUAUUUUUGGAUUUCAGCUAAAAUAAGACAGAUUUCAAGUUAGAGAACAUGCCCUUAAGGUAGAUAGGGUGAUAGAAUAACUUUAUACUGUUCCAUGUGUUACUUUUGGAGCAAGCUGCCUGUUACUACUUCCUUUUAAAGAUGUCUGUUUUUGUACAGCUUGAGCUCAGAUUUCAAGAUGCUUGGAUUUAGCCAACUGCUGCUCUUAAUAGCAUUACAUUGAUUUGAGGCAUCAUAUGAUGGAGAGCAGCUCAAAGCAAUCUUUCAUUCAUGCUGAGAGAGCCUGUGUGUACACCCAGAGCUAUGGAACGACAGCUUUGCUCUCAUAAGCAGUGGCUUUUUGAGCGCAUUCACAUUAAGUAGGUCUGAAAGUCAUUACUCUUGAGUAUGAUGGUUAAGCACUUUAAAAAAAAGCCGCUUUUAUGAUUUCCUUGGCCUCUAAGCCAAAUGCAAGUACUCGUGAUUUUUUGUUGUUGUUCUUGUUUAAACUUAAAAUAAUGAAAGACAUAGCUUGUUCCUAAUCUCUUACAAGGUUUUUGCUAUAGUAGUACUUUCCUAUAUGAUUUAAAAUUGCCCAUUCAGAUAUUUGUGUUAGAUUCCCCUCCCCCUCCUUCUAGUAUUUUUCAACCUCCUAUCCAUGAAAAUGUCAAAAAAUAUGCAACAGCAAUUAAUACUGUUUUUACUAGCAAUUGUUAGAUAUAAUAAAGAUGAUUUAUUUGAAAA
This is a messenger RNA of Eublepharis macularius, 6225 nucleotides long. RefSeq names its product osteoclastogenesis associated transmembrane protein 1 (gene OSTM1). Gene Ontology annotation, cellular component: cytosol. NCBI's taxonomy places the organism in Eukaryota, Metazoa, Chordata, Lepidosauria, Squamata, Eublepharidae. Bases 88 to 1059 code for a protein of 323 amino acids. The record is from RefSeq and is a predicted model, not a curated record. The transcript has 6 exons.